Molecule: messenger RNA, 1724 nt
Organism: Xenia sp. Carnegie-2017
Lineage: Eukaryota; Metazoa; Cnidaria; Anthozoa; Malacalcyonacea; Xeniidae
Product: tubulin-specific chaperone E-like
Molecular function (GO): protein binding
Source: RefSeq, a predicted model, not a curated record
AUGGGUACAAGGAUUUGAGCUCACUAAUUUACAUCCACCACAAUAUGACAAUCUGUACGAAACAAAAAUGGCGGAUAGGGAUGACGAAAAUGUAUUGGGUAGAAGAGUGAUAUGUGACGGUGAAUACGGUACCGUACGAUAUUUUGGAGAAGUUCCUCCUACUAAUGGGUUAUGGUAUGGAAUUGAAUGGGAUGCUGAUGGAAGAGGCAAAAAUAAUGGUGAACACAACGGGUGCAAAUACUUCACUUGCUCCCGUCCAAAGAGUGGAAGUUUCAUUCGCGAAAAAAAACUGGACUUUGGUGUAGACGUCGUUACAGCCUUGGUGGAUAAAUUCACUAAACUACAUAGCAAAGAGAAUUUUUCUGAGUUUGAACGCAUACAUCAUGAUGAGCAUUAUUAUGAUGAGAGUGCAAUCGAUGAAAUACUUCAGCAUGUCGAUCGUGUAACUUUAAGUGGUGACAGAGUCUCUUAUAUGUCUUCCCAUGGUAAAUCUCUUGGAUCAAUUGCACCAAAUAUUGUCGAAUUAGAUCUAUCAAAAACUUUACUUAGUGAUUGGUUAGAUGUUAUUAAGAUUGUCAAUGAGUUACCACGUCUUUAUCAUUUGAAUGUCAGCGGUCUUCGACUCAAUAGGAGCAGCUUUGAUGGGACAGUGACUUCAUCAGAGACAUGCCAUUUAAGAACUCUGGUCCUUAAUUACAUGCAGUUAAAUUGGAAUCAGGCUCUUGCAUUAUCAUGUACAUUUAGAGGGUUACAAGAGUUACACGCAAGUUUCAACAAUAUCAGCAACAUCAAUGACUGUGAUGCUGGAACCCUUUGCACUUCUUUAAUCAAGUUAAACUUAGAGGGAAAUAAUUUGCAUAGCUGGAAUGAUGUUUUUAGCCUUGAUGCUUUUCUAUCACUUGAAUUCCUCAUAGUCAAUGGUAAUCCUUUGGGUGACUUUGUUUUUCCUGGGGAUCCCUUGAAGUCCAUUGACAUUUUUGUUAAAUUGCAAACAUUUGGUUUAGUAAGUGUUGGGAUCUCAAAGUGGAGAAGUGUGAAUCAACUCAAUAGACUUAAAGUUUUGCAAAAGCUAUUUCUUAAAAGCAACCCAUUGUUUGAUCAUUUGAAUCAGUAUGAUGCAAGACAAGAAAUAAUCUCUCGGAUUGCCAACUGUCAAGUAUUAAAUAGCAGUGAUGUCACAAAAAAAGAGAGAAAGUGUGCUGAAAGAGUUUAUAUCAAGAAGUACUUUGCUGAAUGGCAUGCAUUUGAUAGACAGAACAACUCUUCACAAUCUAGCUUUCACGACGAGCACCCCAGAUAUUUGGUUUUACUGGAAGUUCAUGGACCACCUGAUGAUGUUGAAGGCAGUUCCACUAAACCUAAAACGCUAAAGAGCAGUUUGAUUUCUGUCACUUUCAAAUGUAUUGAUGAUGUAGACAGGCCAUUGGUGAAGAGGAAGCUUCCAGCAACAAUGACUAUUGCAAAACUUAAAGGACUUUUGCUGCAUAUUUUUAAAAUCUCAACUUCUUCUAUAGCUUUGUCUGUAGUUUUUGAGGAUGGACAUGAACUAGAACUUGAUGACAAUCUAAAAACUCUCUCAUUUUAUUCAAUUGCAUCAGGACAUGUGAUCAUUGUAAAACGUAAAAUGUCGUGAGCCUAUUUUUUUGUAUUUUGACAGAUUGAUGUAACUCUCCACAGCCAGAUUCCAAAUACAACUCAAAUUUAUUUUUGUUUCAUCCCCCCUA